Cuscuta europaea is the source of this 329-nucleotide messenger RNA. NCBI's taxonomy places the organism in Eukaryota, Viridiplantae, Streptophyta, Magnoliopsida, Solanales, Convolvulaceae. The record is from the annotation of a GenBank genome assembly.
AUUUGAACAAAACGAAAGCGACCAUGCCUGAACUCCAUAACAUGCUCAAGUCUUAUGAAGCCUCAACCUCUAAAGGAAAGACUGUUCUUAUGGUAAGCUCUAAUGCUAAGUCUCGUUCUAAGAACAAGAAUAAGCAAAAGAAGAAAAGUAAGGUUGGACCUACUCCUACAGCUCUGAAGCUUAAAGGUAGAGGUCAUAUGAAGACAAAGGUUGCAAAGGAUGUUUGCCUCUACUGCAAAGAGAAGGGGCACUGGAAGAGAGAUUGUGAGCUGUAUAAGGCUAAUCUAGCCAAAGCACCGGGUGCUUCAAGCUCAGAAGUCUGAGAAGCA